CUAUGCAUUAGCGCGUCGUUUUAUUUAACUUUGUCAAUUCUUUAGGCUUUUAAUCAAUAUAACCUUUAAAGCUGGAAACAGCAAAUUUGUGACACUGCUGUUGCUAAGGCGCCCCGCUAAAUUCUGCACUCCAUAGCGACAUAUUAGACCGAUAACGAAAACUAAUAAAUUCUUCUCUGCGCCUCUUAGAACCCUUAGUAAAUAUGGCCACCUCGGCCCCUCCUUGUGGCUAACUGGGUAGAACGCCGCAAGGAGCGUCACGGCCUCGCUUCCCUGCUGCUCCAGAGGGAGGAGAAGAGUGGACGCGUUGCGGCCGACGUGACGUUGGUUUGGAAGGGCCGGAGAGGCGCAGGGAGUCGGUGUGGUAGCACAACCCGGAGGGGAAUAGGAGGAGCCCGGAUGUACCGGAGAAUCUGGGCCCCGAGAGAAAGAUGGCGGAGAACCAGCUAACGGCCCAAGAGGAACGGGCUAUCGAAGAAUUUCUGGCUGAGUUGAAAAACCGAGAACAACCACAGUUGGUUUCAGUGCCUCCUAACACUGCUCUGAAGUUUUUAAUGGCUCGGAAGUUUGAUGUUACUAGAGCAAUUGAUUUAUUUCAAGCCUACAGAAACACAAGACUGAAAGAAGGCAUCUAUAAUAUAAAUCCUGAUGAAGAACCAUUAAGAGCAGAGCUGCUAAGUGGUAAAUUUACAGUUUUGCCUGGAAGAGAUGCAAAUGGGGCUGCUUUAGCUUUAUUUACUGCUAGACUCCAUCGACCGGAUGUUACCACGCAUAAGGCAGUUCUGCAGGCUAUUAUCUAUCAGCUAGAUAAAGCCAUUGAGAGAGUUGAAACUCAGAGGAAUGGACUUAUAUUCAUCUAUGAUAUGAUCAAUUCCACUUACGGGAACUUUGAUUAUGAGCUAUGUGUUAAAAUACUGAACCUUUUGAAGGGUGCAUUUCCUGCACGUCUUAAGUGUGUUUUUAUUGUGUCUUCGCCACUUUGGUUCCGAGCUCCAUUUGCUGUAUUGCGAUUGUUCGUGAGAGAAAAGUUGCGUGAACGGGUGCGAACAGUAAAAGCCCAUGAGCUGGUAAAUCACAUACCAAAAGAAUCCUUACCUGACCAUUUGGGCGGGACCUCCAAAAUUAGCCACGUUGCUUGGAUUCAGUCGUGUGUCAAUUCCAGACAAACUCAAGAAAAUGGAGAUUGCAUGGACCAUCUGUUCAUGAUCUAUGCAUCGGAUCAGAAUCCUGUGAGUGACAGACUUAAUUCUAACUGCACCCAGCAGAAUGUGACUGAUAAUACCAGACUUAUAAAUAAUCAUUACCAUGAAAAUAGGACUAAAAAUUAUUCAGAUGUGCACAGAGUAAGCAGCUGUGUUCACUGGAAUGGUUCUGCAGGUAGUGGGAACUAUGAUUGUUAUGACAAAAAUUCCAGUACAAACACCAAUUGCAGAAGGCCACCGCCACAAUCAGAGACCCCUCCGGACACUCCUUUAUAUAAGCAGCCUGCUGAUAAUCCCUCCAUCCCACCUUUACCCCAGAAAUCACGACCACUGCCCACCGGCAUGGAGCUGUCUAUACAUAUGCCAGAAGAUGGAGGAAUGACGGUACUUGGUUUGGUUCAGCAUGUCAAAAGGAUGAAAAAGAGGGGAAUAUUUCAAGAAUAUGAAGAAAUUAGAAAAGACCCACCUGUUGGUUCAUUUGAUAUUUCAAAGAAGUCUCACAAUCAAGCGAAGAAUAGAUACAGUGAUGUUCUCUGUUUAGACCUGUCAAGAGUUAAGUUGGGACUUGUUGGUACAGAUGAGACAACGGAUUACAUCAAUGCCAGUUUCAUGGAUGACUAUAAAAGGAAAAAUGCUUACAUUGCAACACAAGGUCCUUUGCCAAAAACAUUUGAUGAUUUUUGGCGUAUGGUGUGGGAACAGAGGGUUUUAAUCAUUGUAAUGACAACAAGGGUAAUAGAAAGGGGCCGGAUUAAAUGCGGCCAGUAUUGGCCCUUGGAAGCUGGAAGAGGUGAAGAUACUGGGCACUUUAUAAUUAGGAACAUCCACAUUGAUCUCUUCCAAGACUUUAAGCUUACCCACCUCGAAGUGUACAAUAAACAGACAGAUGAAAGCCGAAGUGUUGCCCAUUACCAAUACAUGAGCUGGCCGGACUUUGGUGUCCCUAAAUCUGCCUCUGCCAUGCUAGAUUUUCGAUCCCAGGUGAAGCAACACCAGGCAGUGGCUGUACAAGCCCUAGGGUUGGAGUGGACGGGACAUCCUGCAGGGCCACCAAUUGUUGUUCAUUGCAGUGCAGGAAUAGGCAGAACAGGUACAUUUUGCACUCUGGAUAUUUGUCUAUCCAGACUAGAAGAUAUUGGGACAGUAGAUGUUCUGCAGACUGUAAAAAGAAUGAGAACUCAACGUGCUUUCAGCAUACAAACAUGGGAUCAAUAUUAUUUUUGUUAUAUGGCUAUUAUUGAAUACGCACAGAGAAAAGGCAUUAUUGCUCCUGUGGAAUGGUCAGACACUGACUUUGAGACAGAUAGCGAGUGAUAAUUCCUCCCUGUGGUACUAAGAAAUGUGGCGUAUCGGUGACCAUCAGCUGGUCUAUUCUAAGUUCAUUGGUGCAGGAAGGAUCUGCCACUCAUGCCUUUAGUGCAUUGCAGGCCCCUUCAGCACAUAGGGGUUUGAGCUAUUGAAGCACUGGAAAGUGUCAUAAUUUAUUGUAGCAUGAAUGCCAUGGAAUAACUUGCACACAGUUUUCUAGACUUGAAGUUAAGUGAAAUUUUUCUUUGCUGUCGUCUGCAGAAAGAACUCUGUACAGUGUGUCACAGACCCCUUUGUAAAGUGUUUAGUAUCUUGUAGAUUUGUUUAGUCCUUUUUAUGAAUUUUAUGUAAAAAGUAUUGUGUUCUUUAAAGAAUGCUUGUAAGUCUAACAUUCAUGAACCAAUGCUACCAAGUAGAAGUCCAUUUACCUGGUCAAUUUGGCAUUAUUAUUGUAUAUUUUUCUGUACAGGAAAUUGUCUAUAAAAAAAAAAUAGUAAAAAAAAAAAAAAAACUUUAAAGGUCGUAAGAAGGAAAAUUGUUGUGUUUGUGGCCAUGCCGGUCAUGAAUUACUGGCUAAAAAUUGUUAUGCAAUUUGUUAGGUUACCAUAGCCCUUAUUGGGGGGACGGUUGUUGGGGAGGGUAUUAACAAAAGGCCUUAAGCUAUGUUUUGGCCAAUUUUGUUUGUUAUGAUGUAAAGAGGAGAGAUGGCGUGUAUGUACAAAGUCAUAUUCAGUUAAUCCUGACAUUAUGUACAGUGUAGGGUUUUGCAUAAAAUGAAACACUGCCUGCAUUGAUGUGCCUUUUUAUGUGUAGCACAACUCAUAAAUUAUCCGGAUUAAAAAAAAAAAAAAAAAAAACUAUAUAUAUAUGCCUGUAUUUAUAUUCUCAGGGGCUUCUAUUCUCCACUUUUUUUUAUUUUUGGCGAGGAGUAGAUUUGCAGUUUUCUUUUUCACCUCAUUUUGUACAUGUGUACAGAAUCUUUAACCAGUUCUUUUACUUUUUUUUUUUUUUUUUGUUAUAUUGCCUGAUUUAUUUAUGUUAAUAUGUUAAUGUUUUCUCUAAAACAGUGUUACUGUUUUUGGUUGGUACGUCUAUAAUGACAGUAGCAAUGUCCAGAUUAAUCUCUACUGUAUUUAGAACUCUACUUAUUAUUAAUGGUUAUACAUACGUUGAGUCUGCAUAUAAUUUCUUUGCCAUAUAUACCUAUAGGACCUGGUGGUACGAUGUUGGCUAACCAAUAGAAAGCUUGUAGGCUGAACUUGUGUAAGAAAUAUUUCUUUAGCCUUAAUUGCUUGUUCUCAAAAAUUGUGAACUUAUAUAAUUAUUUUGCCUUAAAUCAAAAACUGACUUUCUCUUACUUAUAUGUACCUCCUUAACUAAAAGAUGCUGUUUUUUUUUAACAUAAUUCUCUUUGUAUGUUUCCAAAGUUUAAAACACGUCCAUGCUGUAAAAGGGCAAGAGUGGUUAUAAAUGGCCAAGCCCUCUGACCAAUAUGUCUGUGCUUGCUCAGUUCAUUUUACCUACACUGCCCCUGCUUCAGGAUGACAAGUACUACACAGACUGAAGGAUGAAUGGAACAGAGCUUUUUUAAAUUGACAGCUGAACUAUUAAUACUUGGACAUUGUCAGUGUUGAUUGCCUUUUUGUCAUUUGCAUGGCACAUAAAACACUAACAUUUUGGAAACUAUUUUCCUGUGUACAUGCACAUUAUUGUGUAAAUGUGAUAUUCUCUCUAAUCUAGUAUCUAAUGAAAGUCUAUUAUUUGCAUUACCUCACCUUGUGCUAUGUAGGAGUGACUACUGACAGUAGUAGCUUCCAGUAGAGCUACUUUGGUGGCAGUUGCUCUUAUUCAGGUUAAUUAUUUUUGCACUAUCUCUGACAUCUGUGAUCUCUCUGAAGGCAAAGCUGGUGUCUCUCAACGGACCAGGAGCUCUGGAUUACUCUCCUUCCAGUUUUCAGUGUUGAUGUAGUAUAAUAAAGCGAAAGUAUCUAUACAAAAUAAAAACUACAGCAAAAUGCAAGUUGCUUUCUUUUGUUAAAGAUUGUGUCCCUCUCCAGUGUAUUUCAGUUGUUAUACACCCCAUGUAUCACUGUAAAAUGUAUUUCUCUUAUAUGGAGUCUUAAGUUUUAGAAUUAAACUUUUCUUUCUUGCUUUUUCUGGG
Messenger RNA from Xenopus tropicalis (tropical clawed frog), 4671 nucleotides. It is a transcript of the gene ptpn9l, whose product is annotated as protein tyrosine phosphatase non-receptor type 9-like. The transcript is spliced from 13 exons. Gene Ontology annotation, cellular component: cytoplasm. The coding region runs from base 432 to 2516 and encodes 694 amino acids. Gene Ontology annotation, molecular function: protein tyrosine/serine/threonine phosphatase activity; hydrolase activity; protein tyrosine phosphatase activity. The record is from RefSeq and is a predicted model, not a curated record. NCBI's taxonomy places the organism in Eukaryota, Metazoa, Chordata, Amphibia, Anura, Pipidae.